Messenger RNA from Pygocentrus nattereri (red-bellied piranha), 571 nucleotides. Its product is annotated as C-C motif chemokine 13-like. Lineage: Eukaryota; Metazoa; Chordata; Actinopteri; Characiformes; Serrasalmidae. The record is from RefSeq and is a predicted model, not a curated record. The coding region runs from base 27 to 362 and encodes 111 amino acids. Gene Ontology annotation, cellular component: extracellular region. Gene Ontology annotation, molecular function: chemokine activity. Gene Ontology annotation, biological process: immune response. The transcript is spliced from 3 exons.
GCUACAUGAUUUAAUAAACAGUGAAAAUGAAUUGUGAAAAAAAGAGACUCAGCAGCUCAAACUGGAGAUACAGACGGAGAGAGGAGCAUUCAGAGCUUCAGACACCUGCAGAGAAGAUGGAGAUGAAGAUGAGCUGUGUGUGUUUGGUGCUGGGGCUGGUCCUGCUGAUGACCAUCUCCUCAGAUGCUGCCCCUCUAGUUCUUGGCCAGCCUAAUCUGUGCUGUUUCAUCUUCGCCACUUUAAAGAUUCCACAUCAAGAAAUACAAGCAGUUGUAAAAACACAUCACAACUGCCCAAAGCGCGGCUAUGUGGUUGUGGCGAAAAGAGGCAAGUUCUGCAAGGAGGAAGUAGUCCUGAAGUAAAUCAGUGCUGCAGCUACAACGGAACUCAGACGAAGCUGACAUAGGGCCUAAAAGCUUUACGCAGUCUUUUUAAUAUUAUCACUGAUUGUUUAACUCUGUGGGUAUGGCAAAAAUGUCUGCAGAGAAAAACUAACAUCAUGAAGACAAUUUAGGUUUUCUAUAGGAUAUAAACUGUACAAAGAGCUUCUAUAUACUCCAGAUACAGCACA